UGUAUGUAUUUACAUUUUUAAAAAGUUUUUGCUUGAAACUAUAAAUAAUUAUAGUAAGCUGUGACUAUUAAAUUAUGAUAUUUAAUUCUGAAUGCCGAAAUAAAUAUUUUCAAUUAAAUUUCUAGAGCUUUGGGACCUCCUAAUUAGGAUUGUUUUUAGAGUGCAAGACGGUAUGCCAUCAAAGAGAUAUACUAACUAGGUGAUAUAAAAAUAUAUAAAUACAUUUUAAAAAAGUUUUUGCUAGAAGCUAUUAAUAACAAUAAUAAACUGUUACUAUAAAACUAUUAUAUUUAUUCAGAAUGUCGAAAUAAAUAAUUUUGAUUAAUAUUCUAUUAAAUUUCGAGAGCUUUAGGAUCUCCCAAUUAGGAUUGUUUAUAAAGCGCUUUAGUGGGGAACCCAUAAGCUCUUCCAAAUUAGCAAAUCAUUUAAAUAACAUAAAAUCCCCUUCAAACCGAGGACAGGCUUCCGAUUUCUCCACCCCAACAAAGUAUUUUCACGUCCAUUGAAAAACGUCGUAAAAAAAAGCGAAGGCGCACAAUGUGCUACAUUUUCGGAAAGGCGAACAAUACCGAUGCAGGAAUCGAAAAAAGCGAAGGGAAAGCAAUAAUCAUUAGGCCAACAAAGGACCUCCCUCUGCUGAGGGAUUGAGGUUUCGCCAGGCUCUUCUAUCGGGUUGAGUGCGUUGUCAAACGCUGACCAGGCUAAAAAAAAAAAAGAGGAGGGAAACAAAACAAAAAAAAGCCCCUGAAAAAUGCCAAAAUAAACACUUGUCGCUGGUGGAAAAUUCGGAACGGUGGUGGCUUAGGUGGUUUUCCCAACCACAAAAGAGAAUAUUUUCCAGCUCAGCACGCGUUUAGGCGCUGGUGCGUGCCUUUAUUCCUGGAGACCAUUAGCCUGGCGAGUGGGAGAUAUACUAUACACAUACCAUACAUAUAUAGAUAUAUAUAUAGAGGGCACACCCGGGGAGGAACCCACAGACGGAUGGCAGACAGGAUACAAUCUUUUCACGGUGCUUGGCCUGGCCUGACUUGCCCCAACCAGCAAAAGAUACGUAAUAAAAAUGUAGACAAUUUUUACGACAGUGUCCGAACAACACAAGUGGACAUUCCGCUUUUAUUUCUUCAUUAAAAAGCAGUAUUGAUUGCCCAACAGGAGAGCAUGGAGCAACCGAGGAGCUGCCCCCGAGGACCUUUAUAUAUAUGCAUCCAUACUUUUAUUAUAGUUUGCCACACAAAAGGUCUUUGUGUGCCACGUUAUUGGGCUUUCUCGGCCGCCUCCACUCUGUAUUUGAUUUAUCCAUAUUGAAAAUCAUAUCUGUCGCUGGCUUUUCAUCUAUUGAAUGCCUUUGCGGAGGGUAUUUUCAUUUCAACUGGAGUCACAAGUACAUCUGUCACUUUAAUCAAGUGUAUAUUCGAAAGUAACACACUUCUCAUUCAAGUGAACCAUGACUUUGAUGUCCUUUAAUUGAUUACCCGUAUCCUGUUAAAUGAGCGAUAAUGUGAGAACAAUUUUUCAGCGCCAACUAACGACUCCCUAAUGACCUAUUUAUCGCUCCCCAUGUGAUGAAUGGCAAACCUAUAUAUACGGGCCUAAUUGGCCUGACCUAAAAACCCUAUAAAGUGGCCGGGGACCGAAUGCAAAUAGUCAGUUUUCAAGAUGGGACCAACUAGCUCGCAAAUUUAUAGUUUAAUCACAAAGUUUACGGCUCUCAAUGGGCUAAAUACUUACUAUUUUAAUACGAAGAAGAAUGGAUUUAGGGGCACCUGGGAGCUGAAGAUAUACUGCCUGAUACACCACAUUCUCUGUAUUUUGGCUCUGGGAUGGAUGCUUUAUAUGACCGCUGGUAAUAUAAGGAUUUGUGUGACAGUUCUUACGAUGGGUGGAACUUCUGCCUUCUGCAUGCAGUUCUGUUGGCAAAAAACCCAGGGCAUAAAAAAAUUGGCCAAUGGUUUGAUCAAAAUGGAGCAGAGAUAUUUCACUGGAAAACCAAGCGGAUCUCUUUUGAAAUACCGAUUUUACAUGAAAAUCACAUUCGUUUCGAUAACUCUGCUGCGCAUCCAUCUAUUUUAUCCCAUUUAUCUGAAGAGACUUUUACCAUCUCACUUUUAUCUGAAUUUGGUAUCUUGUUGGCUGGUCUACAAUAUGCUUUUGGCAGCUGUUCUAGUACUCUACGUUUUUCUUUGGCAAAUAAGUCGCAUUCAAAAGCUUAUAAAUGAGAAAAUGACACUGAUUUUAACCAGAUCAAGGCAGAGAAAUCGCUUGAAGAAAAUGCUACACUGCUUCAAACUCUAUUCAAAACUUCUGGUGCUAAGCGACCAAGUAAAUUUUGAAUUUGGAUAUAUUUCGGUGUGCGUUCUGGCCUGCAAAAGUUGGUUCCAAAUUACCUACGGCUACGAGAUAUUCCAGAUACUGGCUGCCCCAAAAUCCAUCGAUUUAAGUGUGGCAAUGAGAGUGUAUGUAAUACUCAGCUACAUUUUGGAUGCAUUCAAUCUUUUUAUUGGAACAGACAUUGCUGAUAUUUUCACCAAUUAUAGAGCUGACUCGCAGCGCAUUUUACGCGAGACAAAUCGCAUGGAACGAUUGGUCUCCAUGUUCACCUUGAAGCUGGCCCUAUAUCCCAAGCAGGUUGUCUUUCUCAACGUGUUUACUUUGGACCGAAAGCUGACUCUGGCGCUUAUGGCCAAGUCGACGUUGUACACAAUAUGCUGGCUGCAAGGCGACUACAACAAACUGAAGGCAUAG
Molecule: messenger RNA, 2742 nt
Organism: Drosophila suzukii
Lineage: Eukaryota; Metazoa; Arthropoda; Insecta; Diptera; Drosophilidae
Gene: Gr47a
Product: Gustatory receptor 47a
Biological process (GO): sensory perception of taste
Cellular component (GO): membrane
Source: RefSeq, a predicted model, not a curated record